Messenger RNA from Diceros bicornis minor, 2633 nucleotides. RefSeq names its product threonyl-tRNA synthetase 1 (gene TARS1). The transcript is spliced from 19 exons. Gene Ontology annotation, cellular component: cytoplasm. Bases 120 to 2255 code for a protein of 711 amino acids. Gene Ontology annotation, biological process: threonyl-tRNA aminoacylation. Gene Ontology annotation, molecular function: ATP binding; threonine-tRNA ligase activity. NCBI's taxonomy places the organism in Eukaryota, Metazoa, Chordata, Mammalia, Perissodactyla, Rhinocerotidae. The record is from RefSeq and is a predicted model, not a curated record.
CCCAGCCCACCUCUCAUCAGCGUCUGCUCUACUUCCCUCAGGACUGGUGCUUUUGGGUUCCGUCUUCUGUGCGUGGUUCUCCGAUAUCCGAGGAGAAGGCCAGCAGCCCUUCAGGGAAGAUGGGAGGCGAGGAGAAGCCGGUAGAUGCUGGUGAGGAGAAGCGAAAGGAAGGAGGCAAGAAGAAGAGCAAAGAAGGAUCUGGAGAUGGAGGUCGAGCAGAGUUGAGUCCUUGGCCUGAAUAUAUUACCACACGUCUUGAGAUGUAUAAUAAACUAAAAGCAGAACAUGACUCCAUUCUGGCAGAAAAGGCAGAAAAAGAUAGCAAGCCGAUUAAAGUUACUCUGCCCGAUGGUAAACAGGUUGAUGCAGAAUCCUGGAAAACUACACCAUAUCAAAUUGCUUGUGGAAUUAGUCAAGGCCUGGCUGACAACACUGUUAUUGCUAAAGUGAAUAAAGUUGUUUGGGACCUAGACCGUCCCCUGGAGGAAGAUUGUACCUUGGAGCUUCUCAAGUUUGAGGAUGAGGAAGCUCAAGCAGUAUAUUGGCACUCCAGUGCUCACAUAAUGGGUGAAGCCAUGGAAAGAGUCUAUGGUGGAUGUUUAUGUUAUGGUCCACCAAUAGAAAAUGGAUUCUAUUAUGACAUGUACCUUGAAGAAGGGGGUGUGUCCAGCAAUGAUUUCUCUUCUUUGGAGGCUUUGUGUAAGAAAAUCAUUAAAGAAAAACAAGCUUUUGAAAGACUGGAAGUUAAGAAAGAAACUUUAUUGGAAAUGUUUAAGUACAACAAGUUCAAAUGCCGGAUAUUGAAUGAAAAAGUGAAUACUCCAACUACCACAGUGUAUAGGUGUGGCCCCUUGAUAGAUCUCUGCCGGGGUCCUCAUGUCAGACACACUGGCAAAAUUAAGACUUUGAAAAUACACAAAAAUUCCUCCACAUACUGGGAAGGCAAAGCAGACAUGGAGACUCUCCAGAGAAUUUAUGGCAUUUCAUUCCCAGAUCCUAAAAUGUUGAAAGAAUGGGAGAAGUUCCAAGAGGAAGCUAAAAACCGAGAUCAUAGGAAAAUUGGGAGGGACCAAGAACUAUAUUUCUUCCAUGAACUCAGCCCUGGAAGUUGCUUUUUCCUGCCGAAGGGAGCAUACAUUUAUAAUACACUUAUUGAAUUCAUCAGGAGUGAAUAUAGGAAACGAGGCUUCCAGGAGGUGGUCACCCCAAACAUCUACAACAGCCGACUCUGGAUGACCUCAGGCCACUGGCAGCACUACAGCGAGAACAUGUUCUCCUUUGAGGUGGAGAAGGAGCUCUUUGCUCUGAAACCCAUGAACUGCCCAGGACACUGCCUUAUGUUUGAUCAUCGGCCAAGAUCCUGGCGAGAGUUGCCUCUGCGGAUAGCUGAUUUUGGGGUGCUUCAUAGGAAUGAGCUGUCGGGAGCGCUCACAGGACUCACACGGGUACGAAGAUUCCAGCAGGAUGAUGCUCACAUAUUCUGUGCCAUUGAGCAGAUUGAGGACGAAAUAAAAGGUUGUUUGGAUUUUCUACGUACAGUGUAUAACAUAUUUGGAUUUUCUUUUAAACUGAAUCUGUCUACUCGCCCGGAAAAAUUCCUUGGAGAUAUUGAAGUAUGGGAUCAAGCUGAGAAACAACUUGAAAACAGUCUGAAUGAAUUUGGCGAAAAGUGGGAGUUAAACCCUGGAGAUGGAGCUUUCUACGGUCCAAAGAUUGACAUACAGAUCAAAGAUGCACUUGGUCGGUACCACCAGUGUGCAACAAUCCAGUUGGAUUUUCAGUUGCCCAUCAGAUUUAAUCUUACUUUUGUAAGCCAUGAUGGUGAUGAUAAGAAAAGGCCAGUGAUUGUCCAUAGAGCCAUCCUGGGGUCAGUGGAAAGAAUGAUUGCUAUACUCACUGAAAACUAUGGAGGCAAAUGGCCCUUCUGGCUGUCUCCUCGCCAGGUAAUGGUAGUUCCAGUGGGACCAACAUGUGAUGAAUAUGCCCAAAAGGUACGGCAGCAAUUCCAUGAUGCUAAGUUCAUGGUGGACAUGGAUCUGGAUCCGGGCUGUACACUAAAUAAGAAGAUCAGAAAUGCACAAUUAGCACAAUAUAACUUCAUCCUAGUUGUUGGUGAAAAAGAGAAAACCAGCAGCACUGUUAAUAUCCGUACAAGAGAUAAUAAGGUACAUGGAGAACGUACUAUUUCUGAAACCAUCGAGCGGCUACAGCAGCUCAAGCAGUCUCGCAGCAAACAGGCAGAAGAAGAAUUUUAACCAAGAACUUGGCCCACAUUGGCUCAGUAGAAAAAGAUGAGCAGUGUUCCCAUAACGUUAACUUUGUACUCUGGAAAACAUCCGUUUAUACUGAACUUGGAAUAGUUUGGCAGUGUCUGCAUAGGUGACUGCAGGAUCAACCUCUUUUGACCUACACAGGUUUUAGACAAUGUAUUUGAAAGAGGUAAUUAAGAGACACAUUAAAAUGAUUUUAUUCAUUAAAUAUCUGAGGACUGGAAAUAAAACAUGAAGAAUGCUUUAAAGUAAUGUGCGAAAAUGUUUUUGUAAAUUUAACGCAGUUAAAAUUUUUCAAGUUUGAUUAAGGUAAAAGAUUAGAAUUGGAUUAUGGUAUAAAAAUAAAAACUUUCAUUCACAUAA